CCCAGUGAGUCUGAGAGUCUGGCGGAGUGCCGAGGAGGAGAGGCAGCAGGCAGCGGUGGCAGAGAUGGGCUCACACCUCUGAAUCACAACUCAACCUCCAGUCGCUCACACCUCAUCAAGGAAUCACACCCCCGUCAAGCAUCUCGGAGAUCUGGGACGACUAUUUUUUGUUUGUUUGUUUGUUUUUGUUUUGUUUUUUUAUUUUUUUGCUUGUGGUGCUGCUUAUAAAGACUGGCAGACUGAAGCUACCCUCAAGAAGAAAAAGGCAGGAGCGGGAAGGUUUACAGUUGCAUUCCGACGCUCAGCACUCCUCCUGUCGUCUCACCUGCACGGCCGGUGGAGAGAGGUCCGCUGCGAUAAUAAUGCAUCCAGAUAAGCAGUUACCUGAACUGGUGGCCGAGAAAAACAGCUUGGACCCCUCCUUUGUGCAUGCAGUGCGCCUGCUUGCUGAUGAGAUUGAAAAGUAUGAAGGUGAUGAAUUGAGAAAAGAUGGUGACAUGAAGAAAUACCUCGAUAUCAUCAGCAAUAAAAAUAUCAAGCUCUCUGAAAGAGUCCUCAUUCCAGUCCAACAGUAUCCAAAGUUUAAUUUUGUCGGGAAGCUGCUGGGACCACGGGGAAAUUCCAUGAAGCGAUUACAAGAGGAAACGGGAGUGAAGAUGUCCAUCCUCGGCAAAGGGUCCAUGAGGGAUAAAGGCAAGGAAGAAGAAUUAAGGAAAAGCGGGGAGGCAAAAUAUGCCCAUCUGAGUAAUGAUCUUCACGUUUUAAUUGAAGUCUUUGCUCCACCUGGAGAGGCCUAUUCCCGCAUGAGUCAUGCCUUGGAGGAGAUUAAAAAAUUCCUUGUUCCAGACUACAAUGACGAGAUCAGACAGGAGCAACUGAGAGAGCUCUCCCUGUUGAACGGCUCUGACGAGUCGAGCAGAGGAAGGAGUGUGCAAGGGAGGAGUGUACGACCUGCAACCACAAUAUCGGCCAGGGGCCUCAGAGGCGCAGGAAGGAGUGCAGCAGCACCUCGGGGGACAGCGCCAGCGUCACACAGCAAACUUCCCACGACUGUUUUAACAAGGGAGGUACAAGCUCCGAGAGCCAGGGGGUCAGCAGGGAGUGCUGGGUACAGGCCCCCGCUGUUAGCAGUCACACAUGACUCAUACGACGACUAUGGCUACGAUGAUGGAUAUGGUGGAGAAUAUGAUGACGAGAGUUACGAAGCCUAUGAGGAUAACUACAGCAAUCAGUCAAAGAGCAUUUCAGAAUAUUAUGAAUAUGGACAUGGAACCAGUGAUGAAUCCUACAACAACUAUGAGGAGGAGUGGGCGACUACCCGUCCCAGUCUCAAAGCCCCAGUUUUACGGCUGACAAGAAGGGGCUACAGAAAACAUCCCUAUGGUAGAUACUGAAGGUGCUCCAGAUAUGUGACCUCCAAUUUCAAACUAUUUCUAUAUUUUUUAAAUUCCUCAUAAAAUGUUGUAACACUUGUUUUGUUUUUUGGGGGGUUAUUUUUGUCUCCUUCAGAAAUUGAAAUAAAGAAUAAACCCAUAAAGCACAUAAAUCCACAAACUUUAAGAUUAUUGGAGUAGUGAUUUUUUUAUUCAUAAAGAAAAAUACAGAGAGGAAAUGAAAAGAGACACUCAUCAUGUACAAGAAAGUUGUUCUUAAAAUUGGCUUUUUAAAUGCCCUUCAUUGCACCUCGGUACCCAAAAAGUGGUCAUUUCAGAUUUUGGACAUUAAACUACAGAUGUUUAAACUCUCAGAUUUGUGAGAAAUUAAUUUCCAUGUAUUGCCUUUAAUGCAGUGAUUAUCAAGGUUUACUAGCCAACCCCCCUCUAUGCCAGAAAGAGACACAAUGUUUUUGUCUUUCGAGACGCUCACUGUGUCAGAUUAGGCAAUCAUAGAGUCAUAGCUUAUUGCUGUUGGACGCAGACCAAUCAUGGCUUUCUUUCACAACUUCCUUGAACUACAUACACCGGUCAGCUGUAACAUUAUGAACGCCUGGGCACCCUGGUGGUCAUGAUUUUAUGCAGCCCCAUAUGCAACAAACUGCGACGCACUGUGUGUUCUGACACCUUUUAAUCAGAACCAGCAUUAACUUUUUCAGCAGUUUUGAGCUACAGUAGCUCGUUUGUUGGAUCCCCACACGUAUCAGUGAGUCUUGGCCGCCCAUGACCCUGUGCCAUUUCACCACUUUUCCUUCCUUGCACCACUUUUGACAGGUACUGACUGGGGGGGAACACCCCACAAGAGCUGCAGUUUUGGAGAUGCUCUGACCCAGUCGUCUAGCCAUCAUAAGUUGGCCCUCAAUCCGCUCAAAUCCUCACGCUGCCUAUUUUUCCUGCUUCUAACACAUCAACUUUGAGGACAAAAUGUUCACUUGCUGCCUAAUGUAUCUCACCCACUGAUAGGUGCC
This is a messenger RNA of Dicentrarchus labrax (European seabass), 2401 nucleotides long. RefSeq names its product KH domain containing, RNA binding, signal transduction associated 2 (gene khdrbs2). NCBI's taxonomy places the organism in Eukaryota, Metazoa, Chordata, Actinopteri, Moronidae. Gene Ontology annotation, cellular component: nucleus. Gene Ontology annotation, biological process: regulation of alternative mRNA splicing, via spliceosome. The record is from RefSeq and is a predicted model, not a curated record. The transcript is spliced from 9 exons. The coding region runs from base 363 to 1394 and encodes 343 amino acids. Gene Ontology annotation, molecular function: poly(A) binding; mRNA binding.